Carassius auratus (goldfish) is the source of this 1003-nucleotide messenger RNA. RefSeq lists its product as uncharacterized. NCBI's taxonomy places the organism in Eukaryota, Metazoa, Chordata, Actinopteri, Cypriniformes, Cyprinidae. The record is from RefSeq and is a predicted model, not a curated record. The transcript is spliced from 3 exons. Gene Ontology annotation, biological process: regulation of transcription by RNA polymerase II. Gene Ontology annotation, molecular function: DNA binding. Bases 114 to 791 code for a protein of 225 amino acids. Gene Ontology annotation, cellular component: nucleus; transcription regulator complex.
UAGAGUUGUUGGUCUCGUUGGUGUCGGAACACAAAGAACUAUAUGACAAACGUGACAGCGAUUACAAAAAUCUUGAUAAAAGAGAACUGUUAUGGAGUGGUAUUGCACAGCAAAUGGGCCUUGAUGUGGAGGAGGUAAAACACAAAUGGAAAAGCCUGCGAGAUACAUAUACACGAAAAAAGCGCGAAGAUGAUUGCCGAAGUGGACAGGCUGCUAAAAACAAGAAGACGUGGAAAUUUAUGAAGGUCAUGGAGUUCCUCGCAACAUCAACUGAAUUUCGAAGUGUUCACAGCAAUAUUUCUCCUGAAAAUAUGGAUGAAGGGGUUGAGCAAGUGGUGGUUCAAAAAGAAGUCAGCGACAGAGAAGAAGCAUCAGCAAGCACAUCUCCAGGAUCAUCCUUCUCCAGCCCAACUGUGACCAGGUCUACUUUAAACAAAAGAAAACGGCCAGAGACACCAGACUUGUUGGACCGGUACCUUUUAUUCAAAGAAGCCAGGGAAAGUGAGAAAGAGGAACGCAGAAGAGAGAAAGAGGAGCGCAGAGAGCAACGAAGAGAGCAACAAAAUGAUGAAAAUUACUUGUUUGCUCUUGGCUUCAUACCAGCACUAAGGAGAUUGUCCCCAGCCGUACAGUCUUCAGUCAAAUUAAAAAUACAUCAGCUGUUGCAUGAUGCUGAGUUUGGCCAGGCCUCUUCUGCUUUUUUUCCACAGCAGUCGCCGGUGUCCUACCAUCAGGUCCCCCCACAGACCCCAACAAACUAUGGCUGCUCUACAACUUCUUGGUUACCCUAAUAGAUGUUUACUGUAUACAUUUUAAUUCUGUAUUUUUUUGUUUGUUUUUUUACAUUCAAGAAAUUUAGUUGAAAAUGGCCAUUUCAUAAAUGUUUAUUUGCACUAUUGUUCACUUGCACUACAGUCAUUGUGACUUAUUUGCACAACCUUUUCUGACUCCCUUUUUUACUUUAUGUUUGUGAUUGUUAUUGCAACUUGUAGUUCAUUAAAAA